This is a messenger RNA of Talpa occidentalis (Iberian mole), 3314 nucleotides long. RefSeq names its product protein tyrosine phosphatase receptor type R (gene PTPRR). The record is from RefSeq and is a predicted model, not a curated record. The coding region runs from base 1 to 2202 and encodes 733 amino acids. Gene Ontology annotation, biological process: protein dephosphorylation. Lineage: Eukaryota; Metazoa; Chordata; Mammalia; Eulipotyphla; Talpidae. The transcript is spliced from 15 exons. Gene Ontology annotation, molecular function: protein tyrosine phosphatase activity.
AUGCACUUGACUGCCAGUUUUUCAGGAGAGAGGCAAGACAUUCUACUGGAUGUAACCUUCUACUGCAGCAGCUACAUCCGAUGCUUUUCUGGAAACAAUUAUCACCUUUUGGCAAUUCAUCAGAAGAGUGGGAAGCCAGCCUUUAUUUAUCACCAUUCACAAGACAUUGAAAAGAGUCUAGAUGUAACUCCACACAAGAUCUAUAAACACAACUACCGUUCUUCCCAUGCUCAAAUAAGCAAACACCACCAAAUUGUUAAUUCAGUAUUUCCUAGACCUGCAUAUGACCCAUCUCUUAAUCUGUUGGCUUUGGCUGGUCAAGAUCUUGAAGUGGAAAACCUUCCUAUUCCAGCAGCAAAUGUGAUUGUUGUGUUUUUACAAGCACCAGUGCAGUGGCCUGAGGUUCCUGCUUGUUCACACAUUCAUCAGGCUGUCAACAGUCUGUCUUUGGAUGUGAAGGCAGCAGGUGGUGUGGUGGAAGCAGGGAACCAAAAGCUAGCUGGUUCCAAUCCUGUUUCUGGUGGUAACUUCCUUGUGUGGCCUUUGAGAAACUUGAAUUGUAAAAGCUGCAUGGAUAUUGAUGCAGUAUGGACACUGCAAAUGGAAGUAAAUAAGCUGAAUAUAACUUUGCUUCAGAUAUUCCGCCAAGGAGUGGCAGCAGCUUUAGGACUCUUACCCCAGCAAGUGCACAUCAAUCGCCUCAUUGAAAAGAAGAACAGCAUCGAGCUAUUUGUGUCUCCCAUCAACCGAAAAGCAGGCAUUCCUGAUGCCCUGCCGGCUGAGGAGGUGUUGCGUUCACUUAACUUCAAUGUUUUGCAUCAAAGUUUAUCCCAAUUCGGAAUUACAGAAGUCUCUCCUGAGAAAAAUGUUUUACAAGGACAGCAUGAAGCGGACAAAAUCUGGAGCAAAGAAGGAUUUUAUGCUGUUGUCAUUUUUCUCAGCAUCUUUGUUAUUAUAGUAACGUGUUUAAUGAUUCUUUACAGAUUAAAAGAAAAGUUUCAGCUUUCCUUGAGACAAGAUAAAGAGAAAAACCAGGAGAUCCACCUUUCACCCAUUGCCCUACAACCCACGCAGUCAGAGGCAAAGACGGUCAACAGCAUGGUCCAGCCCGAGCAGGUCCAGAAGGCACUGGACGUGGUGGUAGACCCUCAAGGCCGACACACUCCUGAAAUCAAAACCACUACCUCUGUCUGCCCUUCUCCUUUCAAAAUGAAACCCAUAGGACUUCAGGAGAGACGAGGGUCCAACGUAUCUCUUACAUUGGACAUGACUAGCUUGGGGAAUGUUGAACCCUUUGUGGCUAUACCAACCCCACGGGAGAAAGUAGCAAUGGAGUACCUGCAGUCAGCCAGCCGGAUUCUCACAAAGUCACAGCUGAGGGACGUCGUGGCAAGUUCACAUUUACUCCAAAGUGAAUUCAUGGAAAUUCCAAUGAACUUUGUGGAUCCCAAGGAAAUUGACAUUCCACGUCAUGGAACUAAAAAUCGCUAUAAGACCAUUUUGCCUAAUCCCCUCAGCAGAGUGUGUUUAAAGUCCAAAAAUGUAACUGAUUCUUUGAGCACCUACAUUAAUGCUAAUUAUAUCAGGGGCUACGGUGGCAAAGAGAAAGCGUUCAUCGCCACCCAGGGCCCCAUGAUCAACACCGUGAAUGAUUUCUGGCAGAUGGUUUGGCAGGAAGACAGUCCUGUGAUCGUUAUGAUCACAAAACUCAAGGAAAAAAAUGAGAAAUGUGUACUAUACUGGCCAGAAAAGAGAGGAAUAUAUGGGAAAGUUGAGGUCUUGGUUAUCAGCGUAAAUGAAUGUGAUAACUACACUAUUCGAAACCUUGUCUUAAAGCAAGGAAGUCACACCCAACAUGUGAAGCAUUACUGGUACACCUCAUGGCCUGAUCACAAGACUCCAGACAGUGCCCAGCCCCUUCUACAGCUCAUGCUGGAUGUAGAGGAAGAGAGACUUGCCUCCACAGGUCGAGGGCCUGUUGUUGUCCAUUGCAGUGCAGGGAUUGGUAGAACAGGAUGUUUUAUUGCUACAUCCAUCGGCUGUCAACAGUUGAAAGAAGAAGGGGUUGUCGAUGCACUAAGCAUUGUUUGUCAGCUUCGUGUAGACAGGGGUGGAAUGGUCCAAACCAGUGAACAGUAUGAAUUUGUGCAUCAUGCUCUGUGCCUGUAUGAGAGCAGACUUUCAACAGAAACUGUUCAGUGAUUCACUGAAGCUCACCAGACCAUUGUUCUCUAGGGGUGAUUAAUCAAUUACCCAUUUGAGGCUUCUAGAAGAAACUUCCUGUAAUGGAAGGAAAGAGAAGUCCUGAAGCCAAGCUGCGGCAUGGAUUGUGGAAGACUUGACAAAUAUACGGAUUGCCAGCCCCUUGUGUAUAUGAAUGCAUUUGUAAGCAUCCCUUAAAUUAUUUUGAAGGUCCUAUGCUGAUUGGGGCAUGAUAGACUUCUUACACAGCUGAGGCGGACUUUGUUUUGCCUGUAUUGACUAUCUGCCUCACAGAAUGUAUGUAUGAAAUACUCAGUGAUGUGUCCUCAGAUGAUGACAGGAAGAGCUGCUGAAGAAAUUAUUACUGUGUUUUAGAUGCUUUAAUGUUUGCAAAAUCUGUCUUGUGAGUGGACUGUCAGCUGUUAAACUGUUCCUGUUUUAAGUGCUAUUACCCUUCUCAGUUACCAGAAUCUUGCCACUAAAGUUGCAAGUGAUCGAAAUGGAUUUUUAACAAAUUAAGUCCUUGCUUUUGAAAAAAUUCAAAAGCAGCAACUACUUUAUAUAAAAAUGUGUCUUGAUAAUAUUAUCUAUGAAAUGUGUGUUUAUCAGUACCUCCUGUCAAUUAAUUACAGAGCACAAUGAUUGUCAUUAGGUAUUACUUGUCCUUGGGUAUUAUAUUACUCUCUAUUAUUGGGCAUAGAAGUGGUUUCUGCUCCAGAAUUCUAUCCACUGUAUUUCUACAUUGUGAGUCAUUUUACUUUAAAAGGGAAAACACAAAUUUAUAGUAAUUAUGAUGUAUCAAGAAUUUUAAAUACUUGUCUUUUACAAAGAAGGAAAUUUUGAAUAUGCUGUCUACUUGGAAUCUUUCUCCCAAGAAAAGGCAGAUGCCUUUGGGAAUGAUACAACCUGUCCCAUUUCCAGAGGGUCUUCAAAGGACCCUGCCAUGGGUAUCCUUACAUUUCUCAAAGGUUUUAAUCCUCAAGAGACAAAUAAAGUUAAAAACAACUACACUCAGCAAACACCAGAUGUUCUGCUCAAAUAUGAAUUUUUAAUGCAAUCAUGUUGACUUUGUUUCAUACUGCCAAUAAACUCCUCUUAAUUCUAAAUAUUGA